Messenger RNA from Epithele typhae, 6510 nucleotides. RefSeq lists its product as uncharacterized. The record is from RefSeq and is a predicted model, not a curated record. The annotation marks the transcript as partial. The transcript has 33 exons. Gene Ontology annotation, molecular function: GTPase activity; GTP binding. NCBI's taxonomy places the organism in Eukaryota, Fungi, Basidiomycota, Agaricomycetes, Polyporales, Epitheliaceae.
GACGUCGCAGCGUGUAUACCUGGGCUAUACCGUGUCCUUGAUCUGAUCCGUGACAGAGGCAGUGGCGGCCUUGUCGACAAGAUCAUCAUUGAGCAGGACGGCUCUCUCGGCCGUUUCGUCAACUCGUUGAAACCCAACACAUAUCAGUCCAUCAACAAGAUCGACUUGACUGCUCUGGACGACCUGGAGCUACGGCUGGUUGGACUUUAUGGCAGCAAACCGGCUCUCGUCGACUUCCUGCAGAAGAAAACGUUGAUCGAUGAUGUCGUCAGUGGUGGCUUGAUGCUGAAGUCUACGGACGGGGCUGCGGACGGGGAGCAGCUUACUCUCCGGUCAGGCAUAUAUCUUCUCCGCAGUGAUGGCGAGGACCUCCUCUAUGUCAUAUAUUGGCCGGAAGAUACAACCUGGAACGACAACGCGACGCAUUCGGUUGGCAAGAACCGUGUCACCUUCAUGCGGCAAGUGCACUGUCUUCUUGAUCAGAUGCGCGCUCAUAGUACCCAAUUCAGGUACCUAUCUAAAAUCACUCACCAAACAGUCUGCCUGCUUUCAGACGAUCAUCUGUCUGCUAUUGUUUGGCGUGACGAUAUCGAUAGUGACGACGAAGACGUGGACGAUGACGACUGUGACCGCCUUUUUGCAUUCGAGGUUCGCAAGACAAAUCAACAAGAAGAAGGCAUAGUUUCAACCCAUGGCUUCACAAUAAACCAUUCGUCGAUAUCUUCUCCCAGUUCCCUCGAUGGCUCUCCCGACGAUCACCAACUGCGACCUCGUCUUGCACAAGGCGAGACACAGCAGGCGCUACUAACUGCUGCAUUCGUUCCUGCGGUACAUAAUCAAUCAAGCAACAUUGAGACGUUCACGGAGUAUCGCCUGAAGGACAUGUUGCAGAAGGAGUCAAUUAAGAUCGGUGACGAAAUCUCGUCCGCUGGCCUGCAAGUCCUCCUCGGGAACGGGUUCAAGCAUAGGAGUCCUGGUGCUGUAUCCAAAUACGUCACUGCAUGCGGGGAUGUUGACAAGAACGCCUCCGAAAUGAGGCAACAAGCACUCCACGACAUGACGACUAACAUCGAACAAAACGCCUCGCUUUUACUCCGCAGUGCUCAGUCGCGUCUUUCUCAGAUCAUUAGGACUUCUUCCCCUCCUAACGAAGGCAUGUGCCGUCGUGAAGCUGCCAUUGAAGAAGCUGAUGUUUCCGAGUUAGAUUAUCUCAAUGGGCUCUUACAAAUGCACUCCGACCUUCAUCGGGAAAUUGAGUCAGUACUGCGCCAACCUGUUCUUCACGGAGUCACCACCAAGAAGUUCAAGAGGACCAAGGAAAACCUCAUUGCCCUUGACUAUCUUCUUGGAGAAAACCUCGAUCACUUGAACAGCCAGAAACAGAAAGAGCUUGUGGAGUCGGUUCUCAACCACGGUGUCGACAAGCAAUCCUCCCCCCUUAGUCCGGGAUUCUGGGUCAUCAAAACUGCUCGCAGUGUUCUUGGCUCAAUUUUCGGCGCUGACUCACAAUCCUCUGUUGCCGACAUCCCCCAUACGUUCUUCUCCCAGCCAGACGAUGUAUUCCUGGCUCGCUUGCACUCUAUUUCGGACAAGUGGCCAGUUCUCAGCGAGCUCACUGACAAGGCUUUGGCGCAAGCAAAGGAGCACUUCAUGACCGCGAUCACCAAGGAAGCAAGGUCGCUUCAGUCGAAGGUUCAGAGCGCUCAACGGCGCCUCCUCAGCAACGAGAUUGACCGCAAGGUUGACGGAGCCAAGAGGCAGAAACUAGAAGACCUACGCUCAAGCGUCCUGGCUGUGAUCGCAUCCGACAAUAUGGAUGUUUCUACAGCACGUAUGAGGGAGAGAAGUCUUAAGGUACCGAGUUCUGAUUUGAGAACAGCCUGGGGAAGCCCCUCUUACCGAAUCCGGAGGACAACAAACCGACGUUCCGAGCCUUCCAUCCGGUACACGGUCCACCCGCUGGAGCUCACUCAAGAUGACCGGCACCGGAUGCAAGAGGAUUCACGUCACCACCCGCGUCCCCGGAUCCACCCUCAUUCAUCAUUCACGUUUACCACAUCUGCCAGUACCCAUCUGCUUCAUUUCCAACUUCUUCCCGGUACUCGUUGCCUGUCCAUUACCAGAGAUGAAACUGGGAACUGCAAAGUUUACGUGUGCUCUACCAUGCAAGCCCACAAUGUGAUCGGAGGUCAACCCAAGAAAUUGCUCAAUCGUGACAGAAUCGGUGACAACUUUCUCCUGACUUAUGACGAGACACAUCGAAUCUUGGCACUUUGCAGUGUCUCCUCACGCGAGCCCCACCUUCACCUCAACACUUUCAUGUUCGAUGAGACAUACACCAACCUGCAAGGAAUGGGUCAAACUAACCUCAGUCCGUGGUAUGACAUCUCUGUAUCCAUCACACAUAUGGAGUUUGUCAGCAACAGUGAGGAGCUUCUCUUUGUCGAUACAUUCGCCCGCGCUAGGAUAUUCUCCCUUCUGACGCAACAAUUCCGACCUGCAAUGCUCCAGCUGCCGAAUGCUCCUUCAGCUGUUCAGGCCACCCCGGAUGGUUCUUGCUUCCUAGCCGUUUUCCCAGGAGCGACACUGUCUGACACUGUCUCUGUUCGCGCAUACCACUGGAGUAGUUUCGGCUCCUCCGAAGGCAUUGUGGUAGACGUCCCGGACGACUUCGCAUCCCUCGACUCCCACAUCUUCACUUCGUUUGUGUCUCGGAGUAACGUCCAUUGGCUGGCUUUAGACCUCGGUGCACAUUCACUCUCAUCCAUGGCCUUCAAGAUCACCUGCAAAUCGACGGAUUUCGCAGUUGAAGAGCGAGGGUCCGCGUCUUUCACCUCCGGUCGUGAUCGCGCGACCGUUCAUAACAGCAUCAUUGACUGUCACGCUCAAGUCUGGUCACGGUUCCCGGUUGUGCCCGCCAUCGGCCGCGAAACCAUCCUCUCCGGCCAACGCCAGAAGCGCAAUCUGACCUUUGUCUCCAGCAACCAGUUCUCUCCCUUCAGCUCGCAUUUUGCCUCCAUCAUCAAGACGUUUGAGAAGACGACACGAAAGCCGGUUGGCGAUGAGCUCUCCAGCAUCCAAGUCCUGUCGGUCGACACGGAGUCGUUCCUUGAGGGCUUCCCCUUUGGCAUCUCCACGUUCCGUGCAGGAGAAUGGCUCGUCGAGCUGCUGUGCCUCAUCCCGAUUCACAUCGCGGUCACGAGGGACAACAGGUUCAUUCCCCUCAAGGAUGGCGUUUGGUCCGAUGAACUGGAGAGGUCUCUUCUAGGUGCUGACGUUGUGAGGAUCACAGAUUGUAUCUCGUUCGGCUGGUAUGAAUCUCUCUUCCAGUCGUACAAGUCGAAAACACCUGUCAAGGUUGUGUCUUCGAUGGGCGAGCAAUCUGUUGGGAAAAGUUAUGCGUUGAAUCACCUUGUGGACACGUCAUUUGCCGGAUCGGCCAUGCGUACCACUGAGGGAGUGUGGAUGUCAGUCACGCCGACGAAAGAGGUGCUCAUCGUCGCGCUCGACUUUGAAGGUGUCCAUAGCAUCGAGCGAUCUGCACAGGAAGAUUCUUUACUCGUCCUGUUCAACACUGCGAUCUCAAAUUUGGUGCUGUUCCGCAAUAAUUUCGCAGUAUCUCGAGACAUUGCCGGGCUAUUCCAAUCAUUCCAAUCGUCUUCCACUAUACUCAGCCCAGACGACAACCCUGAGCUUUUCCAGUCCAUGCUUGCGAUCAUUAUCAAGGCAAAUCUCACCUUGUCUUGUGAUAGGUUCCAUCUCAAGUUCCAGCAGAUCGUCCAAACCGAACAGGCUAUGAACUUCAUCACGCGACUUCACAAAGGGCGCUUCGACAUCGUGCCAUGGAAUGUCAUCGAGUCAAAGCAAUUCUAUACCUUGUUCAAGGCGAUGAAGCGAAGUCUCGAUCGGCAGCCCAUCACACAUCCCACUGGGAGUGUGUUCUUGCAGAGGAUCAAAACUCUGAUGGCAAAGCUCAAGGCCAAUGAUUGGAGUUCAAUGUCACAAAAUAUGGCCACUCAACGUGCACAUCUGCUUGACUCGCUUCUUCCACAUGCAUUGAUCUUCGGCGCAGCAGAAGUAGUCCCCGAUUUUGAGCCUCUGAGUGACCUGAACACCUCCACAAUCAUUGAUCUCCCUGAUUCACGUGCACACUUCUACCUGACCGAUAUUCCUGUGUCAGGUCAACCUAUCUCCCGCAACGAUGCCCUCCAAAACCUCUUCGCAAUGUGGAAAUCCUCCCUCGACCGAUUCGUUACCCCCGAGUCUGAGUGGGUCGACCAACUUCAAGGCUUCCUCAACCAUCUUGUCGAACAGCGUGUAGAGCUUGUCCACGCUUGGCUGAUCUCCAACACGGCUGGUUUCCCACCAACCCAUGCUGACAUUCAGGGUGUUCGUCGGAGGUUCGAUAGUCUUAUAGUGGACCUCAAAGCCGGUGUACAGCUCUGCUCGUCCCAGUGCACAUCGUGCAACCUGCGCUGUCUGCUUGCGGUGCGACAUGAAGGAGACCAUCACUGUCGAACCGAUCACGUGUGCCCGCAAAGGUGCCAGCUGACAGAAGACGCGGAUCACGGUGCCGAUGAGCCUUGCGGUCUUCCAGCCGGACACCCAGGACUCCAUCUCUGUGAGGUGACGGCCCACCUCUGUGCAAAGCAAUGCAGUCUCCAUGGAAAGAGGGGUUGCCAAGGAGCCUGCGUCAUGGUGGUCGACCAUCCGGUGGAGGAAGAUCACAUGUGUGCUGCUCAACUUCACGAGUGCGGGAAGGCAUGCAGCCUCUCUGGCGUCCCUUUGUCCAACGGCAAACGAUAUAACUGCUCCAAACCUUGCAGCGUCUCAUGUGAACAACCCCAUCUUGAACAUCGCUGCGACACCCGGCAGUGUCCUAUCGAUUGCAAACUCUGCAAACGACUUUGCUCUGCGCGCGAUCAUUUUCAUGCGCUUGAUCCUGCGGCAGUUCAUCUUUGCGGUCAAGAGCACGCAUGCAUGGCGCUGUGUAGUUCCAAGGGUACAUGUCACAUCAAGUUGACACCAGAAGCUAUCCGAGCCACUUUCUCGGGCGCACAUGAGACCUUUCAGUACACGAAAUACUCGCAAGCGGCCAAGCGACUCCCGUGUGUCGUGACGAUUCCGGCAGGCAAGGAAGGGCAUGCAGGCCCGCACAGCCAUGACCUGGACCCAAAAUGCUUCCACUUCUGCGAAACACAGUGUCCGGACUGUCGUUACUUUUGCACGCUUCCUUUGGGUCACGCACAAAGGGAACACGACACCAGCCAUGGUUCCAUGUCGUACACUCGUUGGGCAGUUGAUGGGCCGGAUGGCACUGUGCUCGAAGUCGAUGGUCGCAAGUUUGGUUCUCAUGACGAAGGGGCACCCAUGCUGUGUUCGAUGUACUGUCAGGCAAUGGGUCGUCAUGCCCACAUCGCCUAUUGUCGAUCAGACGAUCCGGCGGCCUGCGGCGGAGCGGGGGUCGAACACAUCAGCACACCUAUGCAGCCGCAUCCCGAGCGUCCCAAGGAUUUUAUCUCUCACGCCCUUCAUUGGCAACGCACAGGUACGUUAAUUUCCGCUUAUCCCUAUUCUCAAGAGGACCAGACAAACGUUUUUGCCAAGUGCGACCGGAUGUGUAGUGGUAUGCACCACAAUUCCACAGCACACGGACCAGCCCAGCCUUCGUACUGCACGUUGCCCAUCCUACACCCUCGACAGGCUCUGGAUCAGGCGCCUCCCGGAGGACUGGGGUACAUCAGCAACGACGGCCACUCGUUCAUGUGCAGAAACCCAGCGGUGCUGAGGCAAGCAUUCCAUUUAUUGAUGCCUCUACUUAGGUCGGGCUCUAUGGGACUUCAGGACCGAUUGCCCCUGGACAACACUCCGACGACGCAGCUCAUCCGCAGGAGACACAACGAUCGUCUAGGAGCAGUGUGCUCUGCUCUACACGGCUUUUGGGAAGCACGUCAUCAUGCGGUUACAGCCGCGGCAGGAAGAAACGCCGGCGCUCUCCGCCGAGACGCAUAUUCCAUUCUCCUGUUCAAUACGUCGGUCAUCACUGCUGCCACGCACGACUUCCAUAGCAACCCGACGGCCCUACUCAACUUGCUUCUCGCACACGAGUCCGACGGAGGCACGGACUUCAUCACGGCCCUCGAAUCCGCCAAGGCAUGCAUGGAGGCUAAUUGGAGCACGGAGAGGUCGCCGGUCAUCGUCUUCCUUUCUGACGGAGAGGCCGAGCUGGAGGACGAGACUAUGCAAGACGUCUGCCGACGCGCCAUUGCUCUAGGGAAACCGCUGUCUUUCCACGGUGUUGCCUUCGGCCCAGAUGCGGGUGGGAUCUUGCGUCGGAUGACUCAGAUCGCCCGUGAUGUCGAGAGUCGCGCCCCUCCUGACCCUCUCAACCCACACGCCGCGGUCCCAUCGUCGUACAACGAGGCCAUGGACACGGUUCGACUCGCCGAGACGUUCUUGGGCAUCGCCGACUCUCUCGCCAAACCCAGAGGCGCUCUGUUCCGCGGCUGA